This is a messenger RNA of Eublepharis macularius, 684 nucleotides long. RefSeq names its product chromosome 5 C1orf226 homolog (gene C5H1orf226). The transcript is spliced from 2 exons. Bases 1 to 684 code for a protein of 227 amino acids. Lineage: Eukaryota; Metazoa; Chordata; Lepidosauria; Squamata; Eublepharidae. The record is from RefSeq and is a predicted model, not a curated record.
AUGAAUCUGCGAGGGCAGCCCUCUGCUUUCGGUGGGAGCCAGCAUCUCAAGAACCUCGGCAAGGUGGUUGGUGCCAAAGUCAAUGAUUUCCUGCGCAGGAAAGAACCUGCCGACCACAGCAACUUGGGGGUGACAGAAGUCAAUGAAAGCGCAGGAGCAGUUCUCUCACACAGAGAAGACGCUUUGCUGGGAGGACAGGACCAGGUCGCGGGGCAGUCCCCAAUCGAUGCAAUCCCCCGGCUUGACCCACCACCGCUGAUGACCAAGAAGCGCACACCCAGAGCUCUGAAAACCACUCAAGACAUGCUGAUGGUUUCCUCGCCAUUGGUGGGUAGCACAGAAGCCUCCUUUCCGGAGGAAAUCCAGGAACGUGCAUGCCAGCCAGCCAGCACAAAGGAAGGGGACGAGAUCGGUCCACCAGCACAGGAGGAAGAUGGAGCCAGUCCCAGCAGGACCUUUAGUGUGCCUGACCUCAUUCAUAAGGAGAACCAGGAGCCCAGGCUGAACAGUGCUUUCCAGAUACCAUCUUCUCCUGCCUCAGAGAAUUUGGCUCUAAGACUCAGUUUGAGCCCUAGCAAAUGCCUUCCUGAGCACCACUUGCAAAGCAGCAUAGAUCCCUCCACGCCAAGGACAUCCACACUAGAAAGCGAAGGCCGCAGCCCAGACUUGCUCUCGUUUGAGUAG